AUGGAAAGUGCAGGUUCAUCAAUGGAGGGGAAAGUUGUAAUCAUCACAGGAUCAACAUCAGGCAUUGGUUUACAAACGGCCAAAGACCUACGUCAAUUAGGUGCUACAAUCAUCGUUACUUGCCGUGAUGAAGUUCGUGGACGUGCUGCCGUUGAAGCAUUGCAGUCCAUGGCCGAAUGUACGGGAGAAGUACACAUGCUUUCAUUGGAUCUCAUGUGUUACAACAGUAUCCUGGAGUUUUGUCGUGAGGUUCGUGAGACUUUUGAGGUCAUUGAUGUGCUUAUCUGUAACGCUGGAAUAAUGGGAAAGGCAUUCGAAUUAUCAUCGGAUGGAAUUGAGAGUCAUAUGGCAACUAACCUGUUUGGGCAUUAUGUCAUCAUUAAUAAUUUAUUCGACCACUUAGAAAGGACCAGUGGACGCAUCUUACUAGUAUCUUCCGGGCUAUACAAAGGAGCUACCCAUAUGCCGUUGACAAAACAACUAAUGGGAGAAGAUAAUUGGGAUUACGACGGAAGAUUUGCGUAUGCUUUCAGUAAACUAGCAAUUAAUCUCUACACGUCAGAGAUGGCGAGGAUAUUGAAGCGUACUAAAAGCAAUGUGAAAGUGGUUUGUAUCAGACCUGGUUUCGUGCGUGGUACUGAACUAGGUCGUGAAACCCAUUGGGUAUUACGUAAAGCAGCAGCUCCGUUAAUUUGGCUCUUCUCUAAAAGCCUACAAGAUGGAACCCAAUCUCUGGUAAUGGCAAGCACAGCUCCCUCUGAAAGUCUUGAAAAUGGUGGUAUGUAUCACGAUGGCGAAUUAGAGCCGUUCAACGAGAUGGUGACUGAGGAAAAUGCUAAAACAUUGUUCCAAAUGCUACAAACCAUGGAAAAUUUGUUGAUAAAGCGCAGUAAGUUGCCCAAAGACGCGCUUGACGAGGCGAGCAAGUUCGCUUGUAAAUUCGUGUGA
Messenger RNA from Auanema sp. JU1783, 948 nucleotides. The record is from the annotation of a GenBank genome assembly. Lineage: Eukaryota; Metazoa; Nematoda; Chromadorea; Rhabditida; Rhabditidae.